UUUGGGAGUGUGCGGACCGCGAAGGAACAGUGUCGCUGCGGCCCGACAUCUGAGGCUGGGAUGCUGCGCCUGGCACCAGCAGUGAGCGGGACAGGGAGAGUAGCCGGGCUUGCUUGGAAAAGGGCGUCUGAGCCGAGUCAGGGGAAAGGUCAAGGUACAAGUGGAUGAGGAAAGGGAGAAUAAUGAAAGGACGAAAUGUCUUUCUGGCUCGCUAACAACAAAAAGUGAUGGGCUGUGGGACAAGCAAAGUGCUGCCCGAGCCACCUAAAGAUGUCCAUUUGGAUCUAGUUAAAACUGUGGAGCCAUACACUGGUCAACACAGUGAUAAGUACAAGCACUUUAUUAAAUAUGAUGCCAUCAAGAGUGGCGGCAAGACAGGCCAACCACCGCCUCAUCAGACAAAUGCGUACCAACAAACUGGACACUGGGACCAGCAAAAUGAUCCUAGGAGGAAUAAAGUGGCCAAAUACCGUGCAAAGUUUGACCCAAGAGUGACUGCAAAAUAUGACAUCAAGGCACUGAUUGGUCGAGGAAGUUUUAGUCGAGUGGUCAGAGUGGAGCACAAAAGCACUAAACAGCCUUAUGCAAUAAAACUGAUUGAAACUAAGUACAAAGAAGGUAGAGAAGUGUGUGAAUCCGAACUCAACGUCCUCAGGAGAGUGAGACACACCAAUGUCAUACAGCUCAUUGAAGUAUUUGAGACUCAAGAGAGAGUGUAUAUGGUGAUGGAAUUAGCAACUGGGGGUGAACUUUUUGACAGGAUUAUAGCCAAAGGCUCCUUUACUGAAAGAGAUGCCACUAGAGUGCUGCAGAUGGUUCUUGAAGGAGUUAAAUAUUUGCAUAUACUAGGCAUCACGCAUAGAGAUCUGAAACCUGAAAACUUGCUGUAUUAUCACCCAGGUGCUGACUCCAAAAUUAUGAUCACAGAUUUUGGAUUAGCGAGCACUCGAAAGAAAGGUGAUGACUGUCUCAUGAAGACUACCUGUGGCACCCCAGAGUAUAUUGCUCCCGAAAUCCUUGUGAGGAAGCCUUACACAAACUCUGUUGACAUGUGGGCGUUGGGUGUAGUUUCCUACAUUUUGUUAAGUGGAACUAUGCCCUUUGAAGAUGAUAAUCGUACACGAUUAUAUAGACAGAUAUUGAAGGGUAAAUACAGUUACUCAGGGGAGCCAUGGCCCAGUGUUUCAAACCUAGCCAAGGACUUUAUAGACCGACUGCUUACUGUGGAUCCCAGUGAAAGACUGACUGUGGGCCAGGCCUUGAAGCACCCCUGGAUAGUAAGCAUGGCAGCCUCCUCCUCUAUGAAGAACCUGCAUCGCUCUAUAUCUCAGAACCUUUUGAAGAGAGCUUCAUCUCGAUGCCAAAGCAUCAAGUCAGCCCAGUCCACAAGAUCUAGUCGGUCCACAAAGUCCAACAAGUCGCGGAGAGUACGAGAGCGGGAACUGCGAGAGCUUAAUUUACGGUACCAACAGCAGUACGAGGGCUGAAAAGGACUUGGAGCAUUUUUACACAAUGUUGCCUUUCACUGUGCACUUUUUAUUCAUGUAUCUCUCAACAGCAAGUUGACCAUUGUGGAUUCAGGAGAGUUUACACAAACCACUUCCUGCCAAUUUAAAAGAAAAAAUUGCUUGAAUUAAUUUCCAAUUGUUACUGCAAACUUAAUUGCUAACUCUCAGAAGAUAAAACUGACCAAUGUUCAAAAUUCUAGUGGAAAAUAUUGAGCCAAUAAGACUUUUUCUAAUUAAAUUAGCUAAAUGUAAAUGAUUAAAUGACUACUGUACAUAAUGAGGCCAUUUACAGGAGUAAACUUUGAUUGGCAUAUCUAAAAUUGCUCUAAAAAGGGCUAGAAAUGCUGAGCCUUGAUGUGCUGGUUAUAUUUCAUAAGUUCCAGUUAAUUCCAGUUUUAUAAGCUUGUGUUUGUAAUUGUAUUGCUGUCUUCUCCAUAUACACUAUUUUCAAUACCUUAAUCUGGUAACGUUGACUCCCAUUUUGCAAAAGAAACCAUUACUGGUUUUUAAUACAUCCAAGAUAUAAAUGAAAGUUUCUGACUCAAAUAUGCAUAAUAGAUACUUAACCUGCCAAGGAAAUGUCUGAAGUUUGAUGUAGGUGCACCAGGAAUGCAUACUAAGGCAGCUUUUUACAAACUUGUACUUUUUCUAUGUUUUAAACUCUUUCUUACAGUUGCACAUCUUUCUUUUGCAUUCAACAAUGAAUGCAAUGAAAGCAAUUCAAUUUUUCUCAGCAAAAAUAUUUUGUUACAUAUAUAAAUUGUUUAAUAAGCCACGAGGCUAAAAAAACAAAAAUCACAAUCACUGCAUGCACUAACUUUAUGUGCACUUCAUCAAUAGUUCUUCUGUUACACUAUAACUCCUGAUGCAGUGUCCACUGGCGCAAACAUGGAUUUACCCCAUGUUGACAGUGGUGGCAAUAUGGCUUGCAUCUGCACCAUCCUGUCCACUGCUGGUCUGAGCCCUUAUCACUUCUCUCACUACCUUCCGACUGCCAUCCUGUGAUGCCUCUCACCGAGGCCUCAGUGCCUCCCGCUCACAGCCUCUUGCCUGAGCCCUUACCAUCCUUUCCAUUGCCCUUGCUGGAGACCUCACUUGCUGCCCCUCUCCUGCACUUACAGCACAAUUAGACAUGGAGAAAACUCCCUGCACAUUGUCCCAUUGCACACUUCCUAGGAAAGAUACAACAUGGAUCUCCUGCAAUAAUACCUGAUACUCAAUCUGCUUAAGCAUUGCAAUUUUUAUUUUAAAAAAUGCAGGUGUUUUUUAGAGAAGAAGGUAUAGCAUUGUUUGUAGUUUCCAGUUCAAGGUGUAAUUUUUUUCCUGGCUGUGUUUGGCCUGUACCAUCUUUGAUGUUGACAACUGCCUGGGAUAUCGUUGGCAGUGAUAUCCCAGGCACUGCAACUGCAUGUGCAUGGCGUGCGCCCUCUGCAGAGGUGUCAUCACCUAACUCUGCCCUUUCAUUAACCUAGGUGUGCAUGUCCAAAUAAGUGAUCAUGAAUUUAGUUUGUGGUUGUGCCUUUAAUGAGUAUCCCAAAAGCAGUCAUAAUUAGAAGCAGAAUUAGCCCAUUUUCAAAUUUGCCCGUUUUAAUUUAAUGGUAUCACAGGUGAGAUGAAAGAGGAGAGAUUGUUCAAUUAAUGAUGAUGUUGUAAGUCAGCUGUGGAUAUUAUUGUGAGUUGCUGCCAUACCAAAUGUAUGCAAGCAAUAACCUCAAUUUGAACAAACCCAUAGCUUCUUUCAACCUAUUUUAAAUUCUGUUUUAAAACUGCGUUUAUUUUCUUCCUCUGGAUCUUCACAUGUGAUUUCCAGGCUGAGUGGGUGGGUAAGCAGGUGACCUGUUGUCAGACCUCAAUUGUAGUAUGUGUACAACAUCAGCCCAGGAUGACUUAUUCAAUUUGUCAUUCUGCAGCUGGGUUAGUCUUUACCUCCUCAAGGGUAUUAGAGCCACCAUACCCAAUAAUGGAGGUGCAGGUACAGACCUGUGUCCAUCCUCAAAACACAACUGUUUUGAAUGAAGAUCAUUUGUCCUCUAAUUCUUUGCGUAUUAGUUUGAACUGUGUCAUACUUUGGUGAGGCAUUUGUCUCUGACACAGGGCAGUAAAUAGUACUGUUAUGCAGAUUCAUACUUAUGAUAUUCCUGCACCAGGUCCCACUUACUUUUCACCCCUAAGCUUGCUAACCCACGAUGACUCCAGGUCCCUUGACAUCUCCAAAGUAAAAUUAUUAUUCUUACGUUUAUAUUCCUUCUUGGUCUUACCCUUCCCUAUCUAUCUAGUCUCCUCUAGCCCUCCAACUUGCCUCACCGUCCUCUUGAACUCUAUAUUUCUCUGGCAGGUAUUUUGUGCUUCCCGCUCCAAUGCCUCAGCAUUGACAGCCCUGCCUUUAGUUGUAUAGGUCCCGUGCUCUGAAAUUCCUUCCCUCUCCCUUUCUCUCCUCCUCUAAGUGGAGAAAUAAAAAUUUUGUUCAUGCAGUGAUGCAGUGUGUUGUGAAAAUCAGUAAUGCACUAACUGAAAAGGUGUGGAUGAAGGUUCAGCUUUCAAAAGGAAAUUGGACAUUUAUUUAAGAAAGAAGAAUGUGCAGGGCUAUGGGGAAAGUGCAGGGGAGUGGACUAAUUGGAUAGCUCUUUCAAAGAGCCAGCACAGGCAUGAUGGGCCAAAUGGUCACUUUCUGCACUGUAAAUUUCAAUGAUUUGAAUCUCCUUAAAAUCAACCUCUUUGAUUAAACUUUUGGUUUAGUGUGAGUUCUUGUCUGAUUAUUUCUCUGUAAAGCACCAUGGAAAGCUUUUCCGCAUU
Carcharodon carcharias (great white shark) is the source of this 4301-nucleotide messenger RNA. RefSeq names its product protein serine kinase H1 (gene pskh1). Gene Ontology annotation, molecular function: protein kinase activity; ATP binding. NCBI's taxonomy places the organism in Eukaryota, Metazoa, Chordata, Chondrichthyes, Lamniformes, Lamnidae. Gene Ontology annotation, biological process: protein phosphorylation. The record is from RefSeq and is a predicted model, not a curated record. The transcript is spliced from 3 exons. The coding region runs from base 228 to 1487 and encodes 419 amino acids.